AUGGGACGCAAUUGCUGCCAUGUCUCGUUCGCUUCCGUGCUCAAGAUCCUCAAUUUCAUUCAAGCUUUCAUCGGCGUGUCGAUCAUAAUCUACUCGAUUUGGAUGCUCGAUCAAUACAACCGUCACGUACCCGUCGAUCCUCCUCCGUCGCAACCUCCGGCGGCUUCGUCGCCGGAUUCUUAUUCCUUCUCUAGCUCGGGAAUUGAGAUCACCGGUGGUGUUUCUGAUUCCUUGAGGAAUCCAAUCAAUCUCGUGUCGGGUCUCGUUGUCGGGUCUGGCGGCGAUUCGGGUUUCAGCCUCCGCUCCUUAGAUCUUCCUGCUCCAUGGUUCAUCUACUGUUUCAUGGCGAUUGGGAUUUUGGUUUGCAUUGUCACUUUCAUCGGUUUCAUAGCAGCUGAAGCUAUCAGUGGCUGCUGCUUGUGUUUCUAUUCCAUUCUCAAAACUCUUGUAAUCAUACUUGAAGCAGCUCUCGUGGGAUACAUAGCUAUUGACCGUCAUUGGGAAAAAGAUCUUCCGUAUGAUCCAACUGGAGAACUCACUAACCUUCGAGCUUUCAUCGAAGCAAACAUCGAUAUCUGCAAAUGGGUCGGCAUUGUUGUGGUUGCGGUUCAGCUACUGUCAUUGCUACUGGCGUUGGUUCUGAGAGCUAUGGUUUCGCCACGUCAGUCAGAGCUUGACGAGGAAGAUGAUUUCGAGAGCAGAGCUCGGGAGAAUCUUCUUGGUCCGCAGGCAAACCAGACAUCUUCUGCAUCAAGCAAUAUUGACAACUGGAGGUCCCGAAUCAGAGAGAAGUAUGGAUUGGUCAACGGACAGAGCCAGAAUCCAUCAGUUUGA
Microthlaspi erraticum is the source of this 834-nucleotide messenger RNA. Lineage: Eukaryota; Viridiplantae; Streptophyta; Magnoliopsida; Brassicales; Brassicaceae. The record is from the annotation of a GenBank genome assembly.